AUGUGGAGACGAACCUAUCUUAUCUUGCUGGUUAUUCGCAUUUAUUUUGCAUUGUCGCCGAGCUACCUUCAUCCUGAUGAGAACUUCCAAGGUCCCGAGAUUUUUGCUGAGCAAGUCUAUUCGUACCCUGCGCACCUCACUUGGGAAUUUACGUCGUCCAAGCCCAUCCGAAGCAUCUUCCCGCUAUGGCUCAGUUACGGCUUGCCUAUGACCGUCUUGAAGUGGUUCUGGACCGAAACCGGCUCCGGAAGUACGCCGCCAUACCUGAUAUACUACGUGCUUCGCGGGACGAUGUUCGGACUUAGCUUUGUGCUGGAAGAUUGGGCUAUACAUGAAUUGAUUACUUCCCCGCGCCAUCGUCGUGAGGCAGUGGUUCUGGUGGCUUCUUCUUAUGUUACGUGGACAUAUCAGACGCAUACCUUCUCGAAUUCGCUGGAGACCUUGCUUGUAGCUUGGAGCUUAGUGGUUAUUCAAAGGAUCCUGGAGAAUAGAGUGGGCUUUACUUCCAUGCGCGCUCAGAAUAGCCCCUGGGUUGUGACAACGCCUUUUGCAUUCGUUUCUCUCGCUCUCUCUGGAAUCAUCUUUUCACUGGUCGCGAUAUACGCUGAUACGAGCUUUUACAGCUCUUCCCCAGUCUCAAUUUCUGACAUUUUCCGGAAACCGAUUAUCACCCCGCUCAACAAUCUCCUUUACAACUCGGACAAAACCAACCUUGCAUCCCAUGGUCUCCAUCCUCAUUAUCAACAUUUCCUUAUCAACGCACCGCAAUUGCUUGGCCCCGUGUAUGUCCUUCUAAUUGCCUCUAUUUUCUCCCGUUCGAGCCGGUCGAAUUUUUCGCUUCUGAAUAUGAGAGCUCUCUCUGCCCUGACAGGCACCCUAAUCCUGUCAGUAUUCCCACACCAGGAAUCCCGCUUUUUGAUCCCUUGCGUUCCACUCUUACUCACCUGCUUCCGAUUACCGAAUCCUCGCGUAUUUCUUGUUACAUGGAUAGCGUUCAAUAGCAUCAUGGGCCUCCUUCUCGGCGUUUAUCACCAGGGUGGGAUCAUUCCCGCACAGCUUCAGAUACCAACCAUCAUAUCAAAUUUGAAUCCCGGCCUGGAGAAAGGGCCGGCUUCUCAAGAGACUGCGAAUGUGUUUUGGUGGAAGACGUAUUCCCCGCCGUUGUGGCUUCUAGGGGAUGCCGCAAAUAUUACCAUUAAGACUCACGAUCUCAUGGGAAUACCAGGUCGUGAUAUGCUUGAGAAACUUAGGAAAACUAUACCGCGGUGCAGCGACGGCUCCAUUCUUCGAUACCCUAGAUUCUCGGGGUCUAAAUCCAAUAAUGAUCGGCGUGUGGUCAAUCCGACUCUGCUCGUUGCUCCGAACUCUGCUACUUUCCUUGAUCAGUACGUGCGAUCUGAGAAUAAAGACGAGAGCCAGGACGAUCGGUUGUCUUUGCAAUUAGACCCUCUUUGGAGGUAUGACUGCCAUCUACAUCUUGAUGAUAUGGACUUUGGCGAUGAUGGGAUUUUACCUACAUUGAAACGGGUGGUGGGCCGACGUGGGUUGAAUGUUUGGCUUGUUACCAGAGCAUGUGGGUAA
This is a messenger RNA of Coccidioides posadasii C735 delta SOWgp, 1581 nucleotides long. Lineage: Eukaryota; Fungi; Ascomycota; Eurotiomycetes; Onygenales; Onygenaceae. The record is from RefSeq and is a predicted model, not a curated record.